CUGGGCCGUCGUCCUUUAUCCUUUGUUGUUUGCUCGAACAGGAUUCUUUGGUCGGAGAACACGCCCUGAUAUCUUCUUCUCCUCCUUAGUCAGAUGCCACUGAACAGAUAGGAAAGAUAGGAAGAGAAAUAAUGACUAAAACGUCAACGUAGGCAAGAUUCUACAUCGUAAAAGAAAAACUAUAAUUCCAGAAGCAGUCCUGGACUUGCACGUAACCUACACCCCUAAACCACCAAAGUGCCUACCACAACCAAAUUUCGAACCUCAACCGCAAUUUCAACCUCAAGGCAGAAAGAAUGUGCCAUGGCUCAGCUGCCCUCGCCGCGACUGCGACACUACAGAACGAUGACAGCGAUAUGUUUCGUUUGCAACCUGCCCAUCCUGAGUCACCAGGUUGGCCUGGUGUGGCAAGGAGGCAACGGCUGGGACGACCUUGUUCGAGAACAAGUAGAAGAAUCCACUCUCAGGCAAAGGCUAGGCGGAGGCAGGAGGGACUCUUCCGCCCAGAUUGAUGCCAUAUCGUCUCCUCCGACUGAGGUGCGUGAAACAUCGCCUCCGCGUGCCGUCGGUACAGGCACCUCCGGCGGCCGAAGACGCCGCAGCAGUUUGGCGCAGCUGACCGACAUCCUGCGCGAAUGGUCAGGUCCCAGCAGACAUGGGAGCACGAAGGCGCCUCUAUGUCGAAGAGAAACAUUGGCUGAUCUGGCUAGGAGUUUACCUUGGGGAAGGCAGCAGAGUGUUCAACGUCAACAAACCAUAAAUCGUGCGCCUCCAAAACGAAGGGAAUCUAGUGCCGACUCUGGUAUCAAAUCUUUGACCUCUCGUUCUCGAAGGGACUCCAGAGCUUCUGAUUUUAAGUCAGAUUUAGCCAGGUUGUGGUCCAGGGGAAAAUCUGGAGAUGACGAUAAGGAUACUAGUACAUCAGGUGUUGGUUCAAUGACUGGCAGUGGCCUUGGUGGUAGCAAAGACCGAGAGACUCCUCCUUUGGGUCCUACUUUUGCACAAGUGCCACAAGGACCUCAAGGGCCACCACCUCCAAGAGUUGUGUCUGCCAGAAGAAAAAGAAGGGACUCGAGAGCUGCUUUGGAUGUACCGCCAAAUUUUAGACAAGAACAGCGUCCGUCCACCUCGUCGACUGCCACGACUGCAAGUGAUUCUUUAGGGCCUCCGGAUGGAGCACCUUCUGGUUCGGCCCUGCCGCCUCCUACUAUUGUUAUGAGCAGUGUUACGCCGCCAUCUACAUCGCCAACUGCACCUCCAAGUGUUGGAACUACAGGUCGUCGUGAUUCUACAACUCAAUGUGAUGGACCUAGAACUGCAAAUUCUUCAAGAAGAGAAUCCAGGGUUUCUCCAGAUAGACCUGCUAGAAUGCAGAGGCUUCAAAGACAGGCCACUGCUUACGAUGAAAGUUGCUUACCUCCAGGUGUUUGGACUGGCGGUGCCAGCAGACGUGGUUCUAAUUCCCCAGAAAACAACAUCAACAAUAACAACAUAAACAUAAACAAUUUGAGUUGCGAAGACGAUACAGGCGAAAGAAAACAUACGCCCAGGAGGGAUAGUUUGAGUCCGGACAGUGCUGGAGCACGAUCACGUCGAGAUUCUCGAGCUUCACGAUUGAGUCCAGAUCGAGAAAUGGAUUUGCCUGGAUCUUCCAGAAGACAUAGUAGACGACUGAGAAGGCAAAGUAGUACAGCAGUAACAGGCGGUUUAUCCAACCACCACCACCACCAACGCAGUCCAGACUCCAGCAGCUGCGCCUCUUCCCGAGAUCCGAGUCCUGCAGGUGGUGGAGGCACCACAAUUUUGAGUGGUGGUCCCCUGGUGGACGCACCACCAGGAUCUCGUCCUGCUAUCAGGAGACAAUCGACUACCGAAGAAAUACUGAUAGCUAGAGGAUUCAGAAGGCAGUCGACUACUGAGGAGAUGAUCAGGUGUAGGAAUUUUAGGAGGCAGAGCUCGCAGAGUGAUGAUACAUCGAGAUAUCGUGGCCGAAGAGAUUCUUGUGCCCAAAUAACAGAUGGUACUUUUGAAACAAUGACUGUGGAAACCACAUCUACAUUUUUUGAUUCGAGUACACAAACCGAGCCGUCGGCCUUGUACGACAACAACCAUUACCACGAGGAAUGUUUGCGGUGCAACUCCUGCGCGGUGAACCUGACGGGCUUGAACCAGAAGCGCGCCAGGAGGUUCAAGAACCAGAUCCUGUGCGACCUGCACUUCGCAGACGUGGCACUGAUGGAGUGCUCCGAUUUCAUGCAGCAGUUGCGAAGCUUCAAGCCGCACUCUCUGGGCUGCGCCGUGGCCAGGAGGAAGAGUUCGGCCACUCUCAUAUUCCCGCUGCCGCCGCAGGCCUGCUCAGAUGAAUUCUGUGACGGCUACCCGCACUACCUAAUCCCGACACCUGGCUACUGGAUAGAAUGUUCCAGGCAAAAAAUUGCAACCAUCAGAGAACCUCCUGAUUCUGACCAGGAAUACGAUGAUCACACGGGACCUUCUCAUAUCGGAACUUCUUCUGGGACGUAUAUUCCCAGGAGGAAGGAUGCAGGAGAUUGCUACGACGAGGAAGAGUACGACGACGACCUCGAUGACGAAGAAGUAGCAAGUCCCAGAGAACGUACUGCCAUCGAAGAACAGUGGGACAAUUCGGCAGGAUUCGAGUUGACCAGUGUCGAACAAGAAACUUACGAGAAGUAUUUCUAUGGUACAGAACACUGGAAUUAUUUCACCAAUGAUGAAGAUUUGGGACCAGUGAUAUUGUCGAUAAAGCAAGAGACUUUGAAUGGAAGAGAUCAGUUUAGGAUAUUGGUGAGGGCCAUAAGUUACACGGUGCAUGGGCUGAUACCGGCGUCUUGCGUUUUUGCAGACAGGUAUAAUCGUGAAGAAGUAGUCCGAUCUCUUGGCAAAGAGGUCAACAUCAAUCCACCUCUGGUCCUUGGUCAGUUACCAGAUACUCCAGAAGAAUUGUUAAAAUUGGACCAAGUUUUUAUCAAAAGUGAACUAAAAGUUGGUGUCAUCUAUGUACGAGAAGGCCAAUAUACUGAAGAAGAAAUUUUGGAUAAUAAUGAUAAUUCGCCGUUAUUUGAUGAAUUUUUACAAGUCUUGGGAGAUAAAGUUAGAUUAAAAGGUUUUGAUAAAUACAAAGGCGGCCUGGACACCGUCCACGAUUUGACAGGGCUGUACUCGGUUUACACGAAUUGGAGAAAUAUUGAAAUAAUGUUCCACGUGUCCACACAUUUGCCUUAUGAAAGACAUGAUCCUCAAAAAUUACAGAGAAAACGACACAUAGGGAACGAUAUCGUUUGUGUCGUGUUUUUAGAAGCCGAUAAUACUUCGUUUAGUCCUGCUUGUAUUAAAAGUCAUUUUUUGCAUACGUUUAUUUUAGUUCGAGUAUCAGCCCGCAUAAAACGAAGACCCACUCGGUACGAAGUCUCCGUUGUGACCCGCGAUGAGGUUGGAGCCUACAAACCAUACCUUUGGGAGCAAAGUGUAUUCAACAAAGGUCCAAUGUUCAGAGAAUGGCUCCUAACUAUAGUUAACGGAGAAAGAGCCAGUUAUUCGGCCCCAAAAUUCGCCAGAAUGCAGGAACGCACCAGAUCGCAGAUGCUGGAAGAUAUUGUCGCCAAUUUGGCUAACCAUGCGGAGACUGGACAAAUACCCAAGCCUUAUAGAAGAGGUUCGUGGCGACCAAUAGGUCACAUGCGACCUAGUUCACCACUUUUGGACUCCGUGAGGGAUCAAUUCGAGGAUUAUGAUGAAUUGGCUAAAGAUUUUACGAGAAUGUUCCUGAAUAGUGAAGCAAAUGCUCUGGCCAAUGGUCAAUUGUUUGAUGUAGUAUUCAUGGUAGGCCAGUCUAAACAGAAAGUCAAGUUUAUUGGAGUCAGAGCCAUACUUGGAGUUAGGAGCAGGGUGUUCCAAGAGAUGUUGUACGGUAUCCAAACUGGAUUUGGAUCACCACAAGUACCCGUGGCAGAGCUUUUAGCCCGUCCUGUUCCGCCUCUGCUUUCUCCGCAAGCAGCUCGACCGAAAAGCAGUAACUUUUUGCAAGUGCCUGAUAUAGAAUCGCCCAGACCAAAGAGUGUACCUAGUUCUCCGAUGGUAAAACGCGCCUUCUCUCGCCUUGGAACUAUAACUGCAGGCUGGGGCAGGUCUAUCAGGAAGCAGCAUUCGCAAUUGCAUGCUGAUGAUAAGAAAAAGUGGGCCAGUUCGCACGAUUGUUCUAAUAAAGAAUCCAAAGACGGCAGCAAAGACAAGUCUGCUCUGCAACCUUUACCAGUGCCUCGUCUCUCGGUCUGUGCAGAUGCUCAAAAAGUAGACAGAGCCAAACUAGCUCAGACUGAAUUUUCGAUUAUUGAGUUCGAUCCUGACACAUUCCGAGUACUUUUGGACUACCUGCAUACUGGUAGUUGUCCUUUGACCUGCGCCACGAUACCUGGUCUGAUAUGUGCAGCUGAACAUUACGAUUUACCUGAACUUCUUCAGGCGUGCUUCCAUCAUGCGAAACAGUUCUUGAGGAUUGAUGUGGUUUGUGUGAUGCUGAUCUCCCUAGAAAACUACUACUGGCGUUACACAUCAGCUUCUGAACUGGUCAAUAUGAUCCUUGCAUUCGUAGAAACCAGGGCGUACGCCUUAUUUCAGUGCCCUGAAUUUUUAUCUCUGUCCGAAUCCAUGGUGCAGAUGAUAAUGGUUAGAAAUCUGGAAAUACCAGAAGUUAGAAAAUUUGAAGCAAUGCUAGCUUGGUCUAGGCACAAAGUCAGAACGAAAGCUUCUUGUAAGGAUGCCAAGGUGGAAUUCAAGUGUACUAUGGAAAGAUUGGCAAGGGAUCUUAAAUUGUAUAGAAUAACGCCUCAAGAGUUGAUCAGAGUUGUGUUGCCUACCAAGACAAUUAAAAAUGAAAGGAUUUUGGAGACUUUGAUGUACCAGGCGAAUUCUGGUAUGUACAGGAUACAAGAUAGUUACUUGGAAGCUUGUCAACAGAGAUUGCAGAAACAGGAUUCGAGAUUCUCGGAGUGGGAAAGUUUCGAUUAUGGAUUGUAA
Ctenocephalides felis (cat flea) is the source of this 5034-nucleotide messenger RNA. RefSeq lists its product as uncharacterized. The record is from RefSeq and is a predicted model, not a curated record. Gene Ontology annotation, cellular component: cytoplasm. NCBI's taxonomy places the organism in Eukaryota, Metazoa, Arthropoda, Insecta, Siphonaptera, Pulicidae. Gene Ontology annotation, molecular function: GTPase activator activity; protein binding. Gene Ontology annotation, biological process: regulation of small GTPase mediated signal transduction; activation of GTPase activity.